GAAGGUCAUAUGACCAAAUUGAAGUCGUAUGAUCAACCGUCUCUGGUAUGGUGUGAUUGUAACCAAGCCUCUGUGCAUUAACACAACACCGUGUUCAGAAAACACGUUUGUACGGUAUGCAUGAAAAUUAUGUCCGCUAACUAGUUUGUGCUUUCAUUUAUUUUGUAGGUGACCCACACAGCAUGCACCCACCAGCCCCUGCUUACAGCACCACCUGUAGCUGAGCCUCUCCUCAGCCUGAGCUCCAGUGACCUCCCUCAAACACCAUGGAUCCUGGCCAGCAGACCAGCUCUCUUCCCCAGCCCAGUGCAGAGUACUUUUCAUGGGACUACCGCCUUCAUCUUAUUUGCCUGGGCUUUGCCUUCUAUGCAGGAAUAUUCCUCCUCUCCCACCUCCUGUCUGUGGCAUUGUCCCGCACCUACAACUCCCUGAUAGCUAAAGAGAAGGUUUUCUGGAACCUCGCAGCAACUCGGGCAGUGUUUGGCAUCCAGAGUACUAUAGUAGGUCUCCGAGCCCUGACUGAGGACUCGGCUUUAACCACAGACAAAGUGAGGGGACAAGAAGACUGGUCGUGGUUCAAUGUCCUCACAGCCACAGGUUUCUUUGUGUUUGAAAAUGUAGCACUUCACACCUCCAGUGUGGUAUUUUGGUCAUUUGACCUCCCACUGGCGACGCACCAUUUCUUCGCCCUGUCAGGAUAUGUAGGAGCAUUGGUGUGGGAUACCAUGGGCCACUUCCUGCCAAUGGUUACACUGCUGCUGGAGAUGAGCACGCCAUUCACCUGUGUGUCCUGGAUGUUGCUGAAGGCUGGCUGGGCCCGCACCCUGUUUUGGAGAGCUAACCAGUGGGUGAUGAUCCACACAUUUCACUGUCGCAUGGUGCUCACUUACUACAUGUGGUGGGUAACCUUUACCCACUGGGAAGAGCUCAGCACCCAUGUGGUCCUUCUCCAACGCUUGUUGUUCUUCACUGGCCUCGCUCUACUAACGUGUGUCCUCAACCCCAUCUGGACGCACAAGAAGACCAUGCAGCUGCUUAAUCCUGUGGAUUGGAACUUUGGAAACAAGCCGGCACCCCUAAACCGUGCCGCAGAGGGUCACUCCGAGGUUUCUGUCAAACCCCAUGCCAGCUGAGGGGUACCAGAGAAGACACUUCCUAUCAAAGGAGGCUGUAUUUCUUUUACGUUUUUUGGAUGGAUGGAUGGAUGGAUGGAUGGAUGGAUGGAUGGAUGGAUGGAUCAUGCGUGAAAUGACUUUUAGAGGCAUGAUAGUAAGAAAGGUGUUUAAGAUUUUUCUAUUAUGCAACUUGAACACAUUAAGACCCUGAACUUUGCUUUUCAAAAAAGCCCAACAACAGGCAAAUCCUGACUGUAUAAUAUUGAUCAAGUUUGCUACAUUGUCUAACCUUUAGACUUUACUUUCAGGCUGUUUUAUAAAUUCUCCAUCUGGGUAUUUUAGCUUUUAAUAGAUAUGUGUGGUUGUGUUGAGCAGUGAAAUGAGGGCCUGCUUGUUUUUAUCACCUGCAGGACACUGUGCUGUGAAAUACCCAGUUUACCAGUCAUAUGUAUUAUACAACAGUAUCAUGAGCAGAUAUUGUACUAUAUGUCUUUGUCUAAACACAGAUCAAGUCCAGUUGAUCUAUUAGGUAAAAUAAGCCCAGCUUACUGUGUGGGGACACAAUAUGAGGCAGACAGGAGAGGUUAAGCUCUUUCUCAGUCAUCAAACGACCUAGUAGUUAAGUCACAUCAAGGAUUUGGUCUUUGUCAUACACAGCCCUAUCGAUGCGUUUACUACAGACCUAAUCAUUCACCACUGCCUGGGCAUCGCAAGCAAGACAAUUGGUUUAAAGAAGCUUCAAUGUGUUACCAUAGGUUAGUCAUUGGAGCUGUUACAUGCUAAGUGGGCAAUGGGUUCAGUUCAUUCAUGAUUCACAUUGGUGUUUUUUGGACUGAAUCCUCUCUCAGUAGACAGGGAAAUAUUUAUCAUGGUCACGAAAGAAAAGGUUUUUAAACACAAUCGUCUUUGUUCGAACAACACACAGGACUGGUCCACUCCACAAAGGCUCUAUUGUCCAAAAUGGAGAUGGAAUGUGGCAAAACUGAGGCAGUGUUGAUACAGAUUAACCAAGCAACAGGUUGAUAAUGAAGAUUUUUUUUAUUAUUAUUAGUAUAAUAAAGUUUUAUUUAUAAUUAUGCAACUAUAGAAUUUCACUAACAUUUUAGUUUUGUGUUUUUCACGCAAUGGCCUCAUUGUACAGGAAGCCUUGGGCUUGUGUAUUGGGUUUGUCCAUUGUUCUAUAUCUUGCAUCAGAGUUUUGGUUGAAUGGUCACUCUGAUGCAAACUUACAAUUUCUCAGUGUUUGUCUGCAACAGCAUUACUACUGUAGCUCAUAUGUAAUGUCCAUAAGAUCUUUUCAUUUUUACCAUUAGGAUUAGCCUAAUCUACCUACCUAUAUAAUAAAAAAAAUUAAAAAAGUAGUACCUUGAGGAUAUAAUGCUACACCUUGAUUUGGGCCUGAGGGCUGACUCAAAAGUAUAAAGGUGGGUUUUAUUCAUUAUCUACAUAACUGUAACCUGCCUCACAAAACCCAUGUCAGGAUGACUGAGAUGACGCUACACUUAGUUCCGUUGAGAUUGUUUUAUACUUUUGUGUACGUUGUACAACCUCAGCGACUGAAUCAACGUGAAUAAGUUAAAAAUAAAUGUAUUAAUAGCAUAUAAAAGUACUUUCUUUUGUAAACAAAUAUGACAAUAUUUUCUCAAUAACUGUACAUGUGGUCUAUUUUAUUACUAAAAAUAAUAUCCGACAGUGACGACAGACAGAUUUUUACUACAGGCAUAGAAUUAACAUUAAGGGAUGGGUGUAGGAUUCCCUGUAAGACUUAAGGUUUAACUUCUUGUGUGCAUUAAUAUAAAUUAGUUUGAGUCACAAAAUAAAAUGUUGGCUCAUACA
Molecule: messenger RNA, 2951 nt
Organism: Perca fluviatilis (European perch)
Lineage: Eukaryota; Metazoa; Chordata; Actinopteri; Perciformes; Percidae
Gene: cln8
Product: CLN8 transmembrane ER and ERGIC protein
Exons: 3
Coding region: 267-1133 (288 amino acids)
Biological process (GO): lipid homeostasis
Cellular component (GO): endoplasmic reticulum; membrane
Source: RefSeq, a predicted model, not a curated record